Messenger RNA from Pomacea canaliculata, 3639 nucleotides. RefSeq names its product smoothened homolog. The record is from RefSeq and is a predicted model, not a curated record. Lineage: Eukaryota; Metazoa; Mollusca; Gastropoda; Architaenioglossa; Ampullariidae. Gene Ontology annotation, cellular component: cilium; dendrite; plasma membrane. Gene Ontology annotation, molecular function: patched binding; transmembrane signaling receptor activity. Gene Ontology annotation, biological process: positive regulation of smoothened signaling pathway; central nervous system development; commissural neuron axon guidance.
AUCAGGUGGUGCAGCCGGCGUGUUCAGACCCCUGUGUGUGUACGUGCGUGUGUAGGGGGAGGGGAGACAAGUAAGAGGGGUAGUGUGGCUGUCAUCACUGGGUACAGCAAGGGGAGCUAACUCUUUUAACAUUCGUUUCCAUUGUUCGCUCAAUCGGCGAAGUGUCGCGUGUACUGAUUACCUGGGGUAGGAAGGCGGUUGGGAGAUGUUUUUUUUUUUUAUCUGAAGCUCAAGUGAGUCACGUGGGUAUGAGAGUUUGUUUAUUUGUGUUUAAUGCCGUGCCAGCAACUAGGGCUAUAUCAACGUAUGAGGGUAUGAGAGAAGACUAAUACUGGUUUGGAUCUGAGAUGAACCUUAUCUGCUUCUCUGGUCAUUUUAUCUGCCACCUGAAACACGUUCAGACAAGAAAUGUGUAUGUGUGUGCCAGGAGGAUGCCCGACGUUUACACUGGAUUACUUACGAUCCUUCAUUACUACUUGAAUAGACAGCGACCGAGUGAAUAGAAGUUUGUCGAGUGCAUUGAUGUUGAUGUUCCUCUGAUCCGGAAACAUUCGAGCGACAUUAACCAUCAACAAGACUGGAAAAAAAAAAAAGGUGCAAAGGAAUAAGAUCUUGAAGUGUUCUUCCGACCAUGAUUUAUCAUCAGUGCAGUUACACAGUCAGCUUUGUAACGACAAGAGCAAAGCAUGUGGAGUCAACCAAUCAGUAAUCGACUAUGUGUGACGUAGCUAAGUGAUUUUGGAGUUCAUCUGUGGCAACGAGACCUUUCAACCCCAGUCACAUCAUGGGCUGAUGGUACAGUUGAGAAAUCCACCCACAUGAUUUAUUCCAGAGUUCACAAGUUUACCUUGGUGUGUCUAUCCCCAGCCCCUCAUCUUCCGACCACAACCCCAUAAUCCCGUUUAUGAAAUGAACCUUCUAGUUUUAUUGUGGAACAGCCCAUCUCGAACAAUCAAAGACAAGACAUGGAUUUAUUUCUUGACCUCGGUGAUGACCAGCACUGUCUUGCAGUCCCAUCUGUCAUGACUGCAUUCUACACCAGUCCAGAAUAACAUUAUUUACAUAGGAGGAUCGUCGCAAAAUCUCUGGAUUCUGUGUGUUGUUCAUCGCCAACAAUUGUGUGUCCGCAUGUCGGCUGAUCGUCUUCAGUUCAUCUUUGAAGAUCCUUUACAAUGGCUUAGAGUAUGAGCACCUGAAGAAAGCAGAAAGGUUCCUUGAAGGACAACGAUGCACCUGCUCAUCUCUGCGAUGAUUCAUCAGCCACCAACGGCCAGGAGCGCCCUGUUGGCGUUGGCCUUCACGUUGUUGGUGCCCCUCUGCCUCAACACCAACCCUAUGGUCGCACAUGCGCAGACUUCUUAUUCUUGUACUCUUGACAACGUGUCGUGUGUCCUGAUGUCUGCGACGGUAACCAGUCCGCCCAGGUGCUUCGGCACCACCCUGCCCUUCACCCACACCGCCCUGUUGUGGACCAACGACUCCAGCACGUUGGUGGACAUCAAGACUCACCUGGCGUUGUGGGAGGGGCUGAGGAACAUCCCGCAGUGCUGGGCGGUGGUGCAACCUUUCCUGUGCUCCAUGUACCUCCCAAAAUGUGACAACAGCACCGGUCGGGUGGAGUACCCGAGUCAAGAGGUGUGCGAGAAGGUGCGGGACCCAUGCAGCGUUGUGGAGCAGUUCAACGAGGCGUGGCCUUUCUUCUUGCGAUGUUCGCAGCCUUAUUUCAAGAGAAAUUGUAGUCCGUUGACCUACGACCAGGUCAAGUUCAACACGACUGCAGAAUGCAAGCGCCCCCUCGUACGGACCGACAACUCUGCCAGCUGGUGGGAGGGGCUGGAUGGGUGUGGGGUGCAGUGCCAGAACCCUCUGUUCACUGAGUCGGAACAUGAACAAGUGCACGUGUUGGUGGCCGUCCUGGGGUCGCUGUGCGUCGUGUCCACACUGUUCACAGUGCUGACCUUCAUGAUAGACUGGCAAAACGCCAACCGCUACCCAGCCCUCAUCCUGUUCUUUAUUAACAUCUGCUUCUUGCUGGGUAGUGUCGGGUGGAUGGCGCAGUUCACCGGCACGGCUCGUGAGGACAUCGUGUGUCGGCGUGAUGGCACAAGAACGAAGGAACCGCAACUAGGGUCGGGAGAGACAGCCGCCUGCGCCACGGUGUUUGUGGUCAUCUACUACUUCAUGAUGGCGGGGCUGCUGUGGUUCGUCAUGCUCUGCUACGCAUGGCACCUGACCUUCCGGGCGCUGGGCACGCCCCGCGAUGACCUGGCCUCCAAGACGGCCUACUUCCACCUGGUCAGCUGGUCUCUGCCUCUGGUGCUGACUAUCGUGUGCCUGGCCAUCUCCGAGAUUGAUGGGGACUCUCUGAGUGGCAUCUGCUUUGUCGGCUUCCGCAAUCACACCGCACGUGCAGGGUUUGUGCUCGUGCCUGUCGGCUGUGUCCUAGUAGGUGGGCUGUUCUACCUCAUCAAAGGUUUAUCCACGCUCAUCAAAAUCAAACAAGACACGCCAGCUUUUGUCGGUGAAAAGGCUACCGCUAAAAUACGGGAGACAAUCUUUAGACUGGGUAUAUUUUCCGCUCUUUCUCUUAUUUUUGGAAUCUUCACUUUUUCCGUCCACAUCUACAUCUUCGUCUGUGAAUACAUCUGGCAAAGCAGUUUUAAGGAUUAUAUCACCUGCCAGACAAACAUAACGAUAUCCAGCGCCACUGGGAACAACGCCCCAAAAUCCUGUUCGUUAGAGAAUCGCCCCAGUCUGGUUGCCAUGGAGAUCAACAUCUUUGCAUUCUUUGGAUCCGGGAUAGUCAUGAGCUCCUGGUCUUGGACAAAAGCAUCGCUGUCCGCAUGGGAGCGCUUUCUCCGGAAGGUGUUUCGCAAGCCAUCAAACAAGCCGGUACAGCUGCGACGGCAUCGCAUGAUCGCCCAAGCAUUUCGGAGGCGACGUGACCUCAGCGACGGGCGGCUGUCCAUGAGCUUCCACAGCACCCACGAUGACCCCCUGGGUAUGAAGUUCGAUCUCCACAGCGUCACCUCCAACAUGUCCAACAUGUCCAACUUUGCCCACAACAUCCCACGCCUGGUUCGCCGUCGUGGAGGGUUAAUGCACCCGACAGCGGGAACCUUCAGGCGCUAUUCAGAUUCCGACAUUGCCUCUGUGAUGUCUCGACGAUUGUCCGAGAACUCCAUGCAGUUCGACCAUGGCGGCGAUGGCCAGUUCGUCUUCAUCGAAAGAGAGAACUCCUCCAACAACGGCGGCGGCUCGGUGGUCGGUUGGACCAAACGACGUCGGCGGAGAAGGAAGAGGAGGAAGAAGAGGAAUGCCAUCCAACCCAUCAUGGGGCCCGUACUGUCCGGCACUGGGCUCGGCCUGGCACGCCCUCUGCCCAAGGACUUCGUCGAGGGUCCGACACCUCCGUCCUCAGCAAAGCGUCUGCUCAGGGCAUCAAGAUGCACCUGAACCAACAGAAUUAUGGGAUUACCGGAUCGAUGUCGUCACUUCCAGGUAUGGAGCACGUGCCGGCGUGGGCUCUGGCUGCCGGCAGCAUCUCUGACGUGGCGGCAGGUGCUGCAGCACACCGCAGCAGCCGCAGGAAGAUCCCGCGCCUGGAGCCCGUCAAACGCAGCAGCAGCAGCCGUGCGU